Messenger RNA from Triplophysa dalaica, 3036 nucleotides. It is a transcript of the gene pfkma, whose product is annotated as phosphofructokinase, muscle a. The transcript has 22 exons. Gene Ontology annotation, cellular component: membrane; 6-phosphofructokinase complex; cytoplasm. The record is from RefSeq and is a predicted model, not a curated record. NCBI's taxonomy places the organism in Eukaryota, Metazoa, Chordata, Actinopteri, Cypriniformes, Nemacheilidae. Gene Ontology annotation, molecular function: AMP binding; identical protein binding; fructose-6-phosphate binding. Gene Ontology annotation, biological process: canonical glycolysis; fructose 6-phosphate metabolic process; fructose 1,6-bisphosphate metabolic process. The coding region runs from base 465 to 2831 and encodes 788 amino acids.
UCAGACCUACAGAUAAAUUAACUGUUAAACAUUGACAUCAAAGUAAAAAUAAUUAACAUUAAGAUUGCUAUUACCUUCCAAACAAAAUCUUUAUAUUUUCUUGUUCCAGCCUCUGCUCUUUUGUAAAACAUUACUGCAUCAAACAUAUUUCCCCCCGGGCUAGUAUACCCAUCAUUUAUCAUUGAUAUGAAUUAUUCUUAUAUGUGGAUACACUGAACGAUAGACCUAAGGACACAUAAGAGGGCAAUCAUUUGACUUCUUGAGCACUUAACCUUUGCUGUAAAAUGUAUUUUAUAUUUAGAUGAGUCAGGGGGUGUGUGACACUGCAGUGUUUAAGAAAUGUAAUCCUCGGGGGUGGGCAUAAAGUGAAAAACGUUCCUAGUAAACCCUUCCAGUUGCUCCUUGCUUUCAUUUUCCUUCUUGUCCAUCACCCUGUGCCACUUGUCUGUCCAGAACACCUGACAAUGUCAAGUGUAAACACAGCAGCGAUGGAUCCUACCAAGAUGGGGGUUGGCCGGGCGAUUGCUGUGCUGACUUCAGGUGGAGAUGCCCAAGGAAUGAAUGCAGCUGUGAGGGCGACUGUCAGGGUAGGCCUGUACACUGGAGCUAAAGUCUUCUUCGUGCAUGAGGGCUAUCAGGGAUUGGUUGAUGGAGGGGAUAACAUUCGUCCUGCUACCUGGGAGAGUGUGUCCAUGAUGCUCCAGCUGGGUGGUACAGUCAUUGGCAGUGCCCGAUGUAUGGAUUUCCAGGCCAGGGAGGGGCGUUUGAAAGCUGCCUACAAUCUUGUCAAGCUGAGCAUCACCAACCUUUGUGUUAUCGGUGGUGAUGGCAGUUUAACUGGUGCUAACAUAUUUCGGACCGAAUGGAGCGACUUACUGAAAGAACUGGUUGCCAAAGGGCGUAUUACCAAGGAGGAAGCCAAAAAUUCAUCUCAUCUGAACAUUGUUGGCAUGGUGGGAUCUAUCGACAACGACUUCUGCGGAACGGACAUGACCAUCGGCACAGACUCUGCCCUGCAUCGCAUUAUCGAGGUGGUGGACAGCAUCACCACAACGGCACAGAGCCACCAACGUGCCUUCAUCCUGGAGGUCAUGGGAAGACAUUGUGGUUACUUAGCUCUGGUUAGUGCUCUUUCCUGUGGUGCCGAUUGGGUAUUUAUACCCGAGAUGCCCCCGGAUGAUGGGUGGGAGGACCAUUUGUGCAGAAGACUCACGGAGACCAGAAACAGGGGUUCUCGUCUCAAUGUGAUCAUUGUGGCUGAGGGAGCAAUCAAUAAAGAAGGAAAGCCAAUCACCUCUGACCACCUAAGAGAGUUGGUGACAAAGAGGCUGGGCUUUGAUACUCGUGCCACUAUCUUGGGUCAUGUGCAGAGAGGCGGCACACCCUCAGCGUUUGACAGAGUGCUUGGCAGUAGAAUGGGGGUGGAGGCCGUGAUGGCGUUGCUAGAAGCGACUCCAGAAACCCCUGCCUGUGUGGUCAGUCUGUCUGGAAACCAAGCUGUCAGACUUCCCCUGAUGGAGUGUGUGCAAGUGACUAAGGACGUCACAGUUGCUAUGAAAGAACGACGAUUUGAUGAAGCUGUGAAACUCAGGGGAAAGAGUUUUGAAAAUAACUGGAACACAUAUAAACUCUUGGCUCAUGUGCGGGUCCCAGACACCAAGAGCAACAUAAAUGUGGCUAUUUUGAACGUAGGUGCUCCCUGUGCUGGCAUGAACGCUGCUGUGCGUGCGGCUGUCAGGAUUGGCAUCAUCCAGGGCCACAACAUGCUUGCGGUUCAUGAUGGCUUUGAGGGACUGGCAGAGGCAAAGAUUGAGCCGAUUACCUGGAACACUGUUGGAGAUUGGACAGGAAAUGGUGGUUCUGUGUUGGGCACCAAAAGAGUUUUACCUGGAAAGUACUUGGAGGAGAUUAGUUUGAAUAUUGCCAAGUACAAUAUUCACGCUCUGGUCAUCAUUGGGGGUUUUGAGGCGUUUUCAGGUGGACUGGAGUUGGUUCAAGGCAGAGAGAAGUAUGAAGAGUUGUGUAUUCCCAUGGUGGUCAUUCCAGCCACCGUAUCGAACAACGUUCCUGGCUCAGACUUCAGCAUUGGAGCCGACACGGCCCUCAACACCAUCACCACGACUUGUGACAGGAUCAAGCAGUCUGCAGCUGGCACUAAGCGACGUGUGUUUAUUAUUGAGACUAUGGGAGGAUACUGUGGCUAUUUAGCUACGAUGGCUGGCCUCGCUGCAGGAGCAGAUGCUGCUUAUAUAUAUGAAGAGAAAUUUGCUAUUCGGGACUUGGAGACAAAUGUUGAGCAUCUUGUUGAGAAGAUGAAAACCACAGUUAAGAGAGGAUUAAUUCUCAGAAAUGAGAGCUGCAAUUCUAACUACACCACUGACUUCAUCUUUAACCUGUACUCAGAGGAAGGAAAGGGUAUAUUCGACUGUCGUAAGAACGUCCUCGGCCACAUGCAGCAGGGUGGCACCCCUACCCCUUUUGACAGAAACUUUGCCACCAAGAUGGGUGCUAAGUCUGUGCUCUGGAUAACAGAGAAACUGAAGGGGUGCUAUAGACAUGGACGAAUCUUUGCCAACACUCCAGAUUCUGCGUGUGUGUUGGGAAUGAGAAAGAGAGGCCUGAUGCUACAGCCUUUGGCUGAACUUAAGGGACAAACAGAUUUUGAGCACCGUAUACCAAAGAGCCAGUGGUGGUUGAAGCUGAGGCCUAUUAUGAAGAUCUUGGCCAAGUAUAAGAUCAAUCUGGACACCUCUGAGCAUGCUCCGAUGGAACAUGUCCUCAGUGACAAGCCUCCAGUACGAUUUUCUAGAAGUAAUGAUGAGCAAGAAUAAUGGACAUGUUUUGUCUACACCGCAAAUCAUUUUGCAAACACGGAAUUAUUGGUGACUUUGAAUGUUUGAAAUCUUUUUCGUCUUAUUAUCUACUUCUAAUUAUUUAUUCACCUAUCUCUCUUAUGCUUUCUGUAGUUUGUAUUAAGAGCAUCUGUGGUGACAGGGUAAUAUUGUACUGUCAAAAUCUGAAUUAAAAUAGUCUUAC